Suillus bovinus is the source of this 996-nucleotide messenger RNA. RefSeq lists its product as uncharacterized. NCBI's taxonomy places the organism in Eukaryota, Fungi, Basidiomycota, Agaricomycetes, Boletales, Suillaceae. The record is from RefSeq and is a predicted model, not a curated record. The coding region runs from base 1 to 996 and encodes 331 amino acids. The transcript has 9 exons.
AUGACUCGGCAGAAAGGCAAUUCAUCGAGGAUUUUGACUCAAGAAUCAUCCAGUCAAGCAGCAGCUCCCGGAAGCUCGCAUCGACCCCGUAGCAAAAUCGGACAGUUUCUCAAGAAGCUCAAGGAGGAUGCAAAAAGAUUUAGGAGGCGCUCGAAGGAUUCGCGCAGCCAAGUCAGCCCUGCUCCUCCAAGUAGUGAACGUCUAUCUACCCCAAAUACCGAUGCUGCUCCAUCCGAUGUGGAAAUCGAGGCUGAUACUGAAUCGGCACUUCGGGGUGCACAAGAGGUUGCAAAUCGCAUGCAUCCACUUUCAGGCCCUGCGAUAACUGCAGCAUCUGUCGUCGAAGGGGACCAGAGGAUCUCGAUGCUGCUGACGAUUUCCAGGACACAUAUCUCAAACCCCUCAAGAUAUUCGACGACGUUAUUGAAGAUCGCUGAUUUACAUCCAUAUGCAAAGAUGGCACUGGGCGUGUUGUCUUGUACCGCCAAAAUCAUUCUAGCUCAAACGAAUCGUGACGCAGCGGUACUCAAACUUCUGAAGAAGUUGUGCGAAGUUUACGACUUCAUAACACAAGACGGGAAGCUUGACCAACAACUGUCCAUGCGCGCUACUAGUGUUCUUGGAAAGAUUUCUAAGCAGAUACGUGAAUGCGCCAAUUUCAUCAGUAAUUAUUCGGAGACCAGCAACUUUUGGAAGAGACUCGGAAAGAACAUCGCCUCGGAAACGACAGAUACGAUCCAAAAGUACAAUGACGUGUUAGAUGGGCUCAUGGACAACUUCCGGCACCAAGUUUUGCUCGAUGUAGCCGUACGGGUCGACGACAUAGACAUACAGGUCCAUCAUAUAGGACAAAUACUGGAGCUCAGCGGUAUGACCUAUGCAGAGGGCGCGGGACUCGAUACCAGGAAAGAAUGCCUACAAGGAACGCGCACGGAAGUACUUUCUGACAUUACGAGUGGGCAAGGGAAAAUCAGCCAUCGCACACACCAUUUCUAA